Molecule: messenger RNA, 2148 nt
Organism: Fusarium musae
Lineage: Eukaryota; Fungi; Ascomycota; Sordariomycetes; Hypocreales; Nectriaceae
Exons: 2
Coding region: 1-2148 (715 amino acids)
Biological process (GO): RNA export from nucleus; protein import into nucleus
Cellular component (GO): nuclear pore; nuclear pore central transport channel
Molecular function (GO): structural constituent of nuclear pore; phospholipid binding
Source: RefSeq, a predicted model, not a curated record
AUGUCGUUCAGCUUCGGAAACGCAAGCUCUUCCAGCGCGCCCAACAACACGACUUCUACUGCGCCAGCUUCGGGCAGCCUUUUUGGAGCAGCUACAGGAACUCCUAGCUUUUCAUUUGGCUCGAUUGGUGGCUCUGCCAGCAACACCACAACACCGACCAGCAGCGCAACCACUAUGUUUGGUCAACAAAGCGGUGCCUCGGCGCCGAAGCCCGCCAGCAAUCUCUUCGGCGGCGGCGCAAACACGGCCAACACUUCUACCACUCCCUCUUCUGGCGGUGUCUUCGGUGCUGGUGGCUCUACAACUCCAGCGACGGGUGGUCUUUUUGGGGGUGCCUCGUCUACCACGCCAGCGGCUACUUCAGCCCCUUCUAGCGGUGGAUUGUUCGGUGGUGGUGCCAGCAAUUCAACGGCCCCUGCGUCUUCAGGAAUUUUUGGAAACAAUGGGAACAAUGCAAGCAAGCCUGCCACUGGCCUCUUCGGCGGUGGCAGCUCUUCUACCACUAGUAGUGGCGCUGGUCUGUUCGGCCAGAAUAAUGUCAACCAGGCAGCGACAGCUACCACUUCUUCUGCACCCACAAACCUUUUCGGAAAUGCUGCCUCUGGGGCCGCAACUCCCGCUAAACCAACUUUCGCUUUGCCAUCUACGACUCCAGCAGGGGCACCACCCGCCGACUCUGCGAAGCCUACUGGUGGAUUAUUUGGAAAUACAGGCGCACAAGCAUCCAGCGGAACCUCAAGUUUAUUCAGCGGAGCGAAACCUGCAAGCACGUCCGCUCCUUCUGCCCAACCCAGCACUACUGCAGCUGCAUCAGCCAGUGGUCUCUUCGGGGGUGCGCAGUCCGGAAGCGCUGCUCCUACCGGGGGUCUUUUCGGAGCGAAGCCGGCUUCAGCGUCUACUCCCGCGGCCGGAAGCCUGUUUGGUGCAAAGACUGAAGGGGCUCAGCCGGCUGCGGCUUCGCAAGCCGGAAGCACGGCCCCUGCCAGCUCCACGGCCUCCUUAUUCGGUGCCAAACCUGCAGCUCCAGCAACUACAAUUCCAAGCUCGACAUCGGCGAGUGGCCUUUUCGGCGGCGGCGCAACAACUUCUGCUGCCUCAGGCGCUUCUGCCACAACAACAGCUGGGGGAUUGUUUGGAAACAAACCUGCAACGACUACAACUUCUACAGCAGCACCAACCACAACUUCAACAAGCGCUGGUAGUCUUUUUGGCGGCGCACCCAAGUCAUCUACUGAGUCGUCUACUUUGAAGCCCGUCGGUGGCCUGUUCGGAGCACCUGCAUCCAGCCAGCCAGCCGGUUCUGCAGCUACCACAACUGCAACAACUGCUGCAACAACAACUGCUGCCCCUGCGGCUGGCUCAACUCCUGCUGCUGCUAGCGGCCUAUUUGGUGCGAAGCCUACAACAGAUGCCAGCAAGGAUGCAGCUAAGUCUGCGACUCCCAGUGCCACCCCUGGGGCACUAGGCGCUUCCACAACUGGCCCAACAUCCAAGAUGGCGCGACUCAAGAAUAAAACCAUGGAGGACAUUGUCACACGUUGGGCAUCUGAUCUCUCCAAGUACCAGAAGGAAUUCAAGGAGCAAGCCACCACUGUGUCGACCUGGGACAGAAGCCUCGUGGAUAACGGCGAGAAGAUCCAGAAGUUGUACUUGGAUACAUUCGAGGCUGAACGAGCCAGCCAUGAAAUUGAGCGACAACUUGCUGCUGUAGAAAGCCAACAAGAUGAGCUCGAGGCUUGGUUGGACCGAUAUGAGUCUGAGGUUCAGGAUAUGUUUGCGAAACAGCUUGGUCCUGGCGAGCAGCUAGCUGGCCCUGACCAGGAACGAGAACGUACCUACAAGCUUGCGGAGAAGCUGACGCAACAAUUGGAUGAAAAGUCGCGCGAUCUCUCCAAGAUGGUCAAGGAAAUCAAUGACAUCUCAGGGACACUGAAUAAGGGUGCUAAACCUGAGGACCCUCUGAGCCAGAUUGUUCGGGUCCUGAAUGGUCACCUUACACAAUUGCAGUGGAUUGAUGCUAAUGCCUCAUCGCUGCAAGCCAAGGUUGCGGCUGCUCAGAAAUCGAGCAGCAACCUAGGAAGUCAUUAUGCUGGUUCUGAUAACGAUGCGGCAGAGAGCUUUUAUCGCUCUUACAUCGGUCGACGAUGA